AUGGAAGACAAAGGGAAGAAAAUAAGCCUCGAUGGCAACCAGAAUAAGGCCUAUCUUACUGCACUAAAGCGAAUUCAUCGUCAAAAUAUAAGCAAGAGUGUGAUAUCAGCAGAGAUGAUACCUCCACGAGAGAGACAUCGCAAAAAGGAACAGAAAGAAGAAUCUUUUGUAUUGAACGAUGUGACUGGACAUUGGAGUGACAUACGUGAAGCGAAACGGGUAGCAGUCCUGGCUUCCCUGGUACCAGACGAAAUAAUCUAUAAGCAUUCGGACUACUCUAUCAGACGCUAUGAAACUGCGCUUAUGUUUAUUGAUGUUUCUGAACUCUUGCUGUACUGUACUGGCUAUCUGACUUACGUAAGAUGUCUUCAUAAAGGAUUCACGGAACUCUGUGAGACAUACACAAAGGCAGGACACGGAGGUCCAUCACGUCUUACUACAGUUUUGAACCUUUACAUCGGUGCGAUGGUGCAAGAGAUAUUGACACACAAGGGAGAUGUGUUGAAAUUUUCUGGCGAUGCGUUCCUUUGUAUGUGGAAGAAAUCCUCAAAGCUGAGUAUGCAGGACGUGGUCCAUACAGCGAUAGACUGUGGUCUUUUGAUUCAGCGAAAUUAUGGCCGGUAUUAUACUGACGUUGGUGUAACAUUGAAAGGUAUAGUUAAAAUAGCCAUAGCAGCUGGGUUAUGCCACUUCUCAAUCAUCGGUGGGCAAAACCACAGUCAGGCAGACUAUGUUAUCGUGGGCCAGCCAGUUUGGGACGUCAAGAUGGCGGAGUACAUGAGCACUGCUGGGGAUGUACUUACUUCAGCCAGCGCCUGGAUGUACGUUAAUGAAUCUGACUAUUGUACUCAACCAUGCGGAGAUGGACGGCAUACUAAGGCAAGGAAUACAUAA
Messenger RNA from Leptosia nina, 894 nucleotides. The record is from the annotation of a GenBank genome assembly. NCBI's taxonomy places the organism in Eukaryota, Metazoa, Arthropoda, Insecta, Lepidoptera, Pieridae.